This is a messenger RNA of Sardina pilchardus (European sardine), 6369 nucleotides long. It is a transcript of the gene lrch2, whose product is annotated as leucine-rich repeats and calponin homology (CH) domain containing 2. The record is from RefSeq and is a predicted model, not a curated record. Lineage: Eukaryota; Metazoa; Chordata; Actinopteri; Clupeiformes; Clupeidae. The transcript is spliced from 22 exons. The coding region runs from base 1 to 2280 and encodes 759 amino acids. Gene Ontology annotation, molecular function: protein binding.
AUGGCGGCGAGUCAGGGAGGUGUGGGAGCCGUAACGGCUCUUCAAAACCAUCACUAUUCGAACGGACCUCACUGGAACCCGGGCGUUCUACAGCAUCAGCACCAGCUACACACUGCCCGGAGCUUGGACCGCGCUUUGGAUGAUGCCGUAUGCUCGGGGAUGUUGAAUAUUAGCGGCAGGAAAUUGAGGGACUACCCUGGGCUGAACUACGAUCUCACCGAUACUACACAAGCAGAUUUGUCCAGAAACCGCUUCACAGAGAUCCCUCCCGAGGUGUGUCUGUUCGCUCCGCUGGAGGCUCUCAACCUCUACCACAACUGCAUCAAAUGCAUCCCCGAGGCCAUCAUCAACCUGCAGAUGCUCACCUACCUGAACAUCAGUCGGAACCUCCUGUCCACACUGCCAAAGUACCUGUUCAACCUCCCGCUCCGGGUACUGGUGGUCAGCAACAACAAGCUGGUGGCCAUUCCCGAAGAGAUCGGCAAAGCCAAAGACCUCAUGGAACUGGACAUAAGCUGUAAUGAGAUUCAGGUGCUGCCCUCUCAGAUAGGGAAAUUACUGGCCUUACGAGAACUCAACAUCAGGAGGAACUGCCUUCAAGUGCUACCAGAUGAGCUGUCAGAUCUUCCCCUCAUCCGUCUGGACUUCUCCUGUAAUAAGAUCACAGAGAUCCCCACGUCCUACAGGAAACUGAGGCAGCUUCAGCACAUCAUUCUCGACAAUAACCCCAUGCAGUCUCCACCCGCACAGAUCUGCCUGAAGGGCAAAGUUCACAUCUUUAAGUAUCUGAACAUCCAGGCCUGUCGCACGGACAAGAAGCCAGACUCCCUCGACCUGCCCUCCCUCGGGAAACGCUGCCUACCUCCACCUUUAACAGACAGCAUGGAGGAUUUUUACCCCAGUAAGAACCACGGCCCUGACUCAGGAAUUGGCAGCGACAAUGGGGACAAGAGGCUCUCCACCACAGAGCCCUCGGACGACGACACUGUCAGUCUGCACUCGCAGGUGUCCGAGACAGCCAGGGAGCACGGCAGGGCGGAUACACACUCUCUACUAGUCAAGCUGGACUGUGGCAAAGUAGCAGAUCAGGACCCCUAUGACUUCAUUGACCCAAACCAGGAGGAAGAGGCGGCCUUGUCGGAGGGAGAUGUACGACAGAGCACCUCCUUUGUCUCCUGCAUAAAGGAACUUGAGAAGGUUCUCAACAAAUCACACCAAAGCAAAGACAAGGAGAACGGGAAAGAGGAGUCAGGCUCAGAGAAAGAGCAGCUCGCUGAGGAAGAGGAGGAUGAACUGAAGGAGGUUCUGGACCUGAGGAAGAUUGCAGUCCAGCUGCUACAGCAAGAGCAGCAGAACAGACGGCGGUCCUUAAUUUGUAGAGCUGAGAGCCUUAUCCACCGCAGGAGGGCUGCAGGCCGUGCUCACAGAUUUCUUAGUCAUUCUGGAGGAAGCAGCAAACAGAGGUCGCCUUCUCAAGCCGUCCGGAGUGCAUCAUUGGACGAGGGAAGCAGCUCUGCCUCAGCUUUGAGUGGACAGGAUGCUGAUCUCACCGAUGAGGACACAGCAUUUUCUGAGCCGUCCACUUCCUGCUCAUUUGACGGUAGCCUGAAGUCUGACAACAGCAGCUCCGAGCCCAAUUGGCCCGAGGUGCCACCAGUGCUGAAUCAGAACGAGGACCGGCGCAGGAACAAGUACCUGAGGAAGGACUACCUGAAGUACAAGUGCCAGAGUGCCCGAAGAAAUUCCAGUGGUCAUGAUGAUUGCGAGGACGGAGUACGGGCAUCUGAUUUUACCACUGCACUCACUGUGUUUGGCCUGAAGCCCAGAUCAGCGUUCUCCCGAGGAAGCCGGCAGGAGUACAACACUAUCGACCCCAGCUUCACGAUGCGGAGAAAGAUGGAGCACCUGAGGGAAGAGAUGGAACAGAUACGCCUCCUUCGACAGAACCUGGAGUCUAGGCUGAAGGUCCUGUUGCCAGAUGAUGUUGGGGCAGCCUUGAUGGACGGUGUGGUGCUAUGCCAUCUGGCAAACCAUAUCAAGCCUCGCUCUGUGGCCAGUAUCCAUGUGCCCUCUCCUGCAGUGCCAAAACUCAGCAUGGCCAAAUGUCGUCGGAAUGUGGAAAACUUCCUUGAUGCCUGCAAGAGGCUCGGUGUGCCACAGGAUAAGCUGUGUCUGCCUCACCACAUCCUGGAGGAGAGAGGCCUGGUGAAGGUGGGAGUGACCAUUCAGGCUCUACUGGAACUGCCCGUCUCCAAGCCCACCCAGCUGUCUACAAUGUAGCCCCCACUGCCAGCCCAUCCCCUAUAUACACACACACACACACACACACACACACACACACACACACACACACACACACACACACACACAACAACAACAACACACACACACACACACACACACACACACACACACACACACACCACCACCACCACCGUCGUCGUCGUCAUCACCAGUGUGCUUCUCUCCAGACUCCGCUCAGUACUCAAUCACCAUUUGAGGUGGCUAACACAGCACACGCUACGAUAACAAGGGGUGAGAGUGUCUGUGCAGAAGCCAUCCACCCAGCCGCCACCGGUAGACACACUGACCACCCUCGCGCUAGACCUCAGUGACCCACUGGUGACCUUGCCACCAUCUGAACAUUCACCGCACCUCCUGCUAGCCUGCUAAGUGCCCGGUCGCCCCCGCCCAAACCCCCGGGAGUCCCUCUGGAAGGGAGGCCCGUGAUCUGACUCUGCCCGCCGCUGUGGACCGGUCAGCCUGUCGGACUGAGGGCAAGGCCCCCCUCUGAGAUCCCAACUGCCCCGGCCCUCCCCAAGCUGGUUGAAUUUGGAGCGAGUGCCUGCCUGCACCCUCCUGCAUGACGUCAGCUGGACCCGAGCACGUCUCUCGACUCUACCCACUGUACGUGGGAGCGUGUGUUUGUGAGAGUGUGUAUGUGUGUGUGUGUCUGUGUAUGUGUGUGUGUGUGUGUGUCUGUGUGUGUGUAACUGUGUAGGAAAGACCGAAAGAGGAGAAAAUGUGGGGGGAUUUGGGAGUGUUUGUAGCCAUGAUUGUAAUAAUUCAGGCUUUUCUUUCAGAGGGUGACAGGAAAACAGAGAAACAAACAAAGUUAACAUCAUAAACAUCAUAUAGUGACAGACAUGGUAUAGGACAGAGAAGGGUCACCAUGUCCACAACAGCAUAAUUGUGUCACCAAGGCAAUCUGUCUUCCGAUGAAUACCUAUGUGACAGUAGAGAGAUCUUCGCUGUGCAAAACAACGAUUUUAGAACACUAUACUCUAAGAUCUUUGCAGUGCACAGUGCCCUGAAGAUCUUUGCAGUGCACAGUUCUAGGUAGUUGUGAAAUUGAAGCAAGGUAGGUCUGAGACCAGUACUGUACAGUCAAAGGUUCUCCCAAAGGGAACUGCAUGCAAGCAUACUACCUAUAGUUACAGUAUACAGACACUCAAAAUGAGCCUUUGUUUUUUUUUUUUAAAUCAACAUUUUUAAUCCCUACUUUUUAAAGUGUUUUAUUUGCCAGGAACAUGUCUCCAGUUUUGUAUCUCCCAUAUCAGAACAGGCCUACAGCUGCCAUGUUAGAGAGCAUAGAUACAGUCGGUAUGUAGUCAUAAUCGUGGCUACUGCCCCCAGUUGUCAUGGAUACUGUGGCUGAAAUGCCCCACGUGGGGAAAAAUGAUCUUGUGAUUUCACCCAUUGAUUCCCAUAGUGUGCUUUUAGCAUGUUUUCCCUCAAUGUGGGGGCGGGAACCGUUCUGCCGACUGUAUCUAUAGUGGCGGUGAAACAGUCCAUCUGUGUUGUGCAGCAUGCACUCACACACAAACACACACACACACAAACACACACACAUAAAUUCAUAUGCAUGUAAACACCCUCUUCACACACACACGUGCACAAACACCUGCACGCGCUCCUGAUUGCCAGUGCCUUGGAUGUAAAAAGGGGCCGGAUAGCGUGUCCUAGUCUCAGGCCAUUUCCACCAGGCCUUGUUUUCCUGUCAUGGGCUUUGGAGAGAGGCUGACUUGAUGUGGGCUGAAAAGGGUAGCGGAUCUUUGUUUUUGUGCUUAGGGGAGACAAGAGCCCCAUUGUGCUUGUGUGCUUGUGUUUAGAUUGGCCUGCAGUCAUCCGAAGAACCGGAGGGCAUAGCUGGGGAUGGCUGCCAGUGUGAGGCGGUUUUGGCUCAUGGUUGAACAAGUGAACUUGUGCCUAGAUGUGUGUACAGGACAAUGAGGGUGUGAAUACUCAUAAAUUCUGAGAUGUUAACCACUUAUGAGUUCAGGUGUUCAUGCUUUAUUUUCUUUGGAACAACUGCUGUUAUUGGUCUAUUUUCUUGUUUUGCUUGCUGCAUUUUAAUGCGCUGGUGGGGUGCUUUGGCAUCAGAAACAGUACUCUACAUUGUGUACAGGGAAUAGCCUGAUGGUGUGUUCCAAGCAAUGUGUCUCUUGUCAGAUUUACCUAAUCAUUUCAGAUCAUCUUUUUGUUUUGUAUUUAUUUGUCAGUGGUUUUGUGUGCAUCUACAUGUUUGCAAGCCCUGUUGAAGCGUGCCUUGGGCAGCACUCAAGCAAACUCCACUCAAAGGUGUGGUCCUUGAAGGAUCUUUUUUUUCUCCUAGGAUACGAAAUGACGUGUGCCGAAUGAUGUACAUCAAAUGUUUCAUUUCACCGGUCAUCAUUCUUUACUGCAGUUUUUGUUUUCUCAAAUCCUUGUCAAAAGCUUUAUCAUUGUCGGUUUGAAAGUUACAAAUAGAACAUGACUCUUGGUUAAAGUAUUCCUGGAAAUCCUCCCAGGGGACAUACGUUUUCGGAUUUCCCCUGCCUUUGAGCUGUGGUGGUUUGGCUGCGUGUGUUGUGGACCCUCUUCGUUGCAUGGGCCACCCAGUCUUCUGCUGAUUAAGAUCAAUUGGCUGUCAUCAUGGUUAUAGCACUUAGACAGAGAGAGAGAGAGAGAGAGAGAGAGAGAGAGAGAGAGUAUAGUAUGUGCUAUGUGCGUGUGUGUGAGUCUACUUAGCCUCAGAUGUGAAUUCUUGUUAAGGGGGUCAUGUAGCUGUGGUUUCGACCAUGCCCUGACCUCAAGGUUUAGUUAUUCUUGGCCAGGCCGCAGGACAUGAGUCCGAGAAAGACAAAGGAGUUUCAAAGGAGUCACUGCUGAAUCAACACAUGCAUAGUUUGUGUCUGUUGUGCUGUGCACAUGGUAUUGGGAGUCCAUGAGUCUGGUAGAUAAAAAUAAUCUUGUAUCUUGCAAAAACAGCCCAAUCCAUUCAAAUGUUGCCACUGGAAAAAAGCUCCAGAACUAUAACAUGAGACUAUCUAGAACAGCUGUAGCCGUGUGUGUGUGUGUGUGUGUGUGUGUGUGUGUGUGUGUGUGUGUGAGAGAGAGAGAGAGAGAGACAGAGAGAGAAAGAAAGAUAGUGUAUGUGUGAGUGCGUGUUCAGUGUUUGUUCUUCAUGUGCAUUACCUCUAGGUUCCCCAUGACAGCUGUUGUCAUAACCACCACAGGUGUCAUUUCCAGUGUGCCAUAACGUUCUUGUGAGAACAAUCACAAGUAGUGUGUUCCACUGCCUUCUCUCAUUCCUCUGGAGAACCGUGGCUAUUCCAUUUACUCCCACACACUCCACAUUAUUUCCUAGUCUUAGCCUUUUUUUCGUUUCUACUGUCAAGCUGCCUUCACUGACACUGGAAAGACUUUAAAAAAAUGUUUCUCAUUUGCUCAGGCCCACUGAAGUGAAGUAGUUCUAGAGCAGACCAGGGCCGGGUUUCCCAGAUUCGUUAAGAAGCUCUUAAGUGCUAAGAACUUCUUAGGAGCGUUCUUAGCGCGCUCCUAAGCAGUUCUUAGCACUUAACGAAUCUGGGAAACCCGGCCCUGGUCUCUCUGGUGCUGGCACUGUUCUGCAGGCCCGGUGCCAGAUCAGGCGCUGCCAGAGCCAACAGCUGAGUGAGACUUCUCUUCACAAAAGAAAGUGGUCAGACCUGCGACCUCAGUUAUGUAUUCCCUUUCACUAGAGUUUUUUCUUUUUUCCAUGUAAAUAUAUUUAUUCAGUUUUGUUUCAUAUUUGGAAGAGAUGCUGUUUGCCUACACUAUAUGGCUGAGUGCAUUCCAAUGUGUUGUGUAUAUAACUGUGUUUUUUUUAUGAAACUGAUUGAUUGCAUGUUUGGACUCCAUUUGAUCAAAACCCUUCUAUGUGUACAUAUUCUCUGUAUAAAAUACUAGGAGGUUCUUUAAAAAAGUUUCAAGUUGAAAGCAAAAAAAUGAGAAUAAAAUGGUCUUUUCCACAUCUCUAGAAGACCAUUGUCAUUAUUGUGUUAGUUUUGUACAUCACACUGUAGCUGCUGAUAAUGUAAUAACAGCCAAUAUAACAUUUUUGAUGCA